GCGGCCGGCUCAGCGCAGAAGUUUGCGGAGCGCUUUCAGGCCGGCUGGUCCGGGACUCGCGCAGCCCCGGGAGCCGCCUCCUUCUCCUGCCGCCGCCGCCCUGUUCUCUCGGGAUUCCUUCUCUACGGAGGAUAGACGCUCUGCCUGGGGGAAGUUGAAGUGGACUGGGGAGUGCUGAGGACGAGCAGCGGGGGACCGUUCCAGUGACAGCUUGGAAUCGGGCCGCCAGACGCGGGGGGCUCCGGCAGCCGGGAAUCUCGCCUACCUUCCCGCGGCCGCCGGGGCAGGCGGGCGGGCGAUGCGGCGGCCGAGCCCCGCGGCGCCCAGAGGAAGGAGGGCGCCCGGGAGAGCUUAGAGCUUUUUCUGCCCACUUGGGGAAGGGCGCAUGGAGUUGUGAGCGCCCCUCGCUCGACGAGGCCGCCCCCGGCAGGCUCCCAAUGGCCGGGACGUACAGUUCCACUUUGAAGACGCUGGAGGACUUGACCUUGGACUCCGGGUAUGGGGCCGGGGACUCGUGCCGCUCUCUCAGUCUCUCGUCCUCCAAGUCCAACUCGCAGGCGCUCAACUCUUCGGCGCAGCAGCACCGCGGGGCGGCCUGGUGGUGCUAUUCUGGCUCCAUGAACAGCCGCCACAACAGUUGGGACACGGUGAACACGGUGCUGCCCGAGGACCCUGAGGUGGCCGACCUCUUCUCACGCUGCCCGCGCCUCCCCGAGCUGGAGGAGUUCCCUUGGACCGAGGGAGACGUGGCCCGGGUGCUUCGCAAAGGUGCGGGCGCCCGGCGACUGCCCCUAUUCUCCGCCGAGGCGGUCAGGCGCUUGGCGGGGCUGCUCCGUCGGGCGCUCAUCCGUGUGGCCCGCGAGGCGCAGCGCCUGAGCGUGCUGCACGCCAAGUGCACCCGUUUCGAGGUGCAGAGCGCCGUGCGCCUGGUGCACAGUUGGGCACUGGCCGAGAGCUGCGCCCUGGCCGCCGUCAAGGCACUGUCCCUGUACAGCAUGAGCGCUGGCGAUGGGCUGCGCCGGGGCAAGUCGGCACGCUGUGGCCUCACCUUCUCCGUGGGUCGCUUCUUCCGCUGGAUGGUGGACACCCGCAUCUCCGUGCGCAUCCACGAGUACGCGGCCAUCUCGCUCACCGCCUGCAUGGAGAACUUGGUAGAGGAGAUCCGGGCCAGGGUGCUGGCCAGCCAGAGCCCCGACGGCGGAGGUGCUGGAGGCGGAGAGGUGUCCGCUGAGGCCUUGGAGAUGGUCAUCAACAAUGAUGCCGAGCUCUGGGGCGUCCUGCAGCCCUAUGAGCAUCUCAUCUGCGGCAAGAACGCCAAUGGUGUCCUGUCCCUCCCUGCGUACUUCAGUCCCUACAACGGCGGGUCCCUGGGCCAUGAUGAGCGAGCCGACGCCUACGCGCAGCUGGAGCUCCGGACCCUGGAGCAGUCGCUCCUGGCCACCUGCGUGGGGAGCAUCUCGGAGCUGAGUGACCUGGUUUCCCGCGCCAUGCACCACAUGCAGGGGCGCCACCCCCUGUGUCCUGGCUCCAGCCCCGCCCGCCAGGCCCGCCAGCCGCCCCAGCCCAUCACCUGGUCCCCUGAUGCCCUCCACACGCUCUACUACUUCCUGCGGUGUCCACAGAUGGAGUCCAUGGAGAAUCCCAACCUGGACCCCCCAAGGAUGGCCCUGAACAAUGAACGGCCCUUCAUGCUGCUGCCGCCACUGAUGGAGUGGAUGCGCGUGGCCAUCACCUACGCAGAGCACCGCCGCAGCCUCACCGUGGACAGCGGCGACAUCCGGCAGGCGGCCCGGCUGCUGCUGCCCGGCCUGGACUGUGAGCCCCGGCAGCUCAAACCCGAGUGCUGUUUCAGCUCCUUCCGGAGGCUGGAUGCCCGAGCGGCUACUGAAAAAUUCAACCAGGACCUGGGUUUCCGCAUGCUCAACUGCGGCAGGACGGACCUCAUCAGCCAGGCGAUCGAGGCCCUGGGCCCCGACGGGGUGAACACCAUGGACGACCAGGGUAUGACACCGCUGAUGUAUGCCUGUGCUGCUGGGGAUGAAGCCAUGGUCCAGAUGUUGAUUGAUGCUGGAGCAAACUUGGAUAUCCAGGUUCCAAGUAACUCUCCCAGGUACCCCUCCAUCCACCCUGACAGCCGGCACUGGACCUCACUGACAUUUGCUGUGCUGCACGGACACAUCUCUGUGGUCCAGUUGCUGCUGGACGCCGGUGCCCACGUGGAGGGCUCGGCCGUGAACAGCGGUGAGGACAGCUUCGCCGAGACGCCCCUGCAGCUCGCCUCUGCAGCUGGGAACUACGAGCUGGUCAGCUUGCUGCUCAGCCGAGGCGCCGACCCCCUCCUCAGCAUGCUCGAGGCCAACGGCAUAGCCUCCUCCCUCCACGAGGAUAUGAACUGCUUCAGCCACUCGGCCGCUCAUGGCCACAGGAACGUCCUGAGGAAGCUCCUGACACAGCCACAACAGGCCAAGGCGGACGUGCUGUCCCUGGAGGAGAUUCUGGCCGAGGGCGUGGAGGAAAGUGAUGCGUCGAGCCAGGGCAGCGGCAGCGAGGGGCCCGUGCGGCUGAGCCGGACGCGCACCAAGGCCCUGCAGGAGGCCAUGUACUACAGCGCGGAGCAUGGCUACGUGGACAUCACCAUGGAGCUGCGGGCGCUGGGUGUCCCCUGGAAGCUGCACGUCUGGAUCGAGUCUCUGAGGACAUCCUUCUCCCAGUCCCGGUAUUCCGUGGUGCAGAGCCUCCUGCGGGAUUUCAGCUCCAUCAAGGAGGAGGAAUACAAUGAGGAGCUGGUGACCGAGGGCUUGCAGCUCAUGUUCGACAUCCUCAAGACCAGCAAGAACGACUCCGUCAUCCAGCAGCUGGCCACCAUCUUCACGCACUGCUACGGCAGCAGCCCCAUCCCCAGCAUCCCCGAGCUCCGGAAGACCCUGCCCGCCAGGCUAGAUCCUCACUUUUUGAACAACAAGGAGAUGUCGGAUGUGACCUUCCUCGUGGAGGGAAAGCUGUUUUAUGCACAUAAAGUCCUGCUGGUGACGGCGUCUAACAGGUUCAAGACGCUGAUGACCAACAAAUCAGAACAAGAUGGCGACAGCAGCAAGACCAUUGAGAUCAGCGACAUGAAGUACCACAUCUUUCAGAUGAUGAUGCGGUAUCUGUACUACGGGGGCACGGAAUCCAUGGACAUCCCCACCGGCGACAUCCUGGAGCUGCUGUCAGCUGCCAGCUUGUUCCAGCUGGAUGCCCUGCAGCGGCACUGCGAGAUCCUGUGCUCCCAGACCCUGAGCGUGGAGAGCGCCGUCAACACCUACAAGUAUGCCAAGAUCCACAACGCCCCCGAACUGGCCCUGUUCUGCGAAGGCUUCUUCCUCAAGCACAUGAAAGCCCUGCUGGAGCAGGACUCCUUCCGGCAGCUCAUCUACGGCCGCAGCAGCAAGGUGCAGGGCCUGGACCCCCUGCAGGACCUGCAGAGCACCCUGGCCGAGCGUGUGCACUCUCUCUACGUCACCUCCCGGGUGUGAGGAGCGGGCGGCUGCUGGGCGGGCCCAGCCUGCUCUGGGCCCGGCUCUGUCGCUCAGCCUCCAGCAGGUGGGAAAGGCUAGGCGCAGGUGCUUCCCAGGGUGUCUGGGCCAGCACAUAACUGGAGCCUUGCUGGGUGGAGGCUGGUCACAGGCCCUCUUAGAGCCAGAUUCGGGGGUCGGCAGAUGUGCCAUGAGCCCACCUGUCACGGGGCAGCCCCCGAGCUAACCAUCUGCUUAACCAGGCAUGGGCCAAAGGCAGGUGCCUUCCCCAACCCCUGACCCCUCAGCUGUUGCUUCCACCUUGAGGCUGCCAGGCACUCAGCCUUGUGUGCCCCUUUGCCCCUUCUCAAGGUCAGCACUAACCCUGACUCAGUGCUGCUCUAUGUGGCUUCUGUAGGCUCUACUACCCCAUCCCAGGGCUCAGGGAGCUCAGACUGUCCUAAUGGGGGCUCUUGGGGCUGUGGGCACCCUGUGGAAGGUUAUAGAAUGUAUGCUCUGUUUGGGCCCCAGGUCCCUUCCCUCAAACGCUGAUACUUUUCCUCCACGUCAUGUCAGAAAGCGUGCCCCAACUCAGCCUCUUUGAGGCCAGGCCUUUCAAAGAUUUGAUGUGGGCCUCCAGGGGCCUGGGCCUCCCUUUACUUGGUGUCUGGAUCUACAGAGGCCCCCUUUGGGUGGCACGGCGGGAGAAGGCAGCUCAGCCUGCACGUCUUUCCGUCUGAGCCAAGGAGGUACGAUGGAGGAGCCUGGGGGCCUGAGCUUUUGUUGCUGCUGCUGUUUUCAGGGGUUAAGGUAAAGGGGUCCAUUCUGAAAUUCCACGCCUGGAUGUCGGCUGCCUCUGCGGGCUCAGGAAGCAGAGCGCCCUAACCAUCCCUCGGGUCUAGUCUCUCCAUGGAAGUCCUUUAAUUUGGAUCAGAGAGCAGGGCCCCACCCACACUGUGCCCUGGGAGCUUCAGGUCUUGGGGUGUAAAGGGCAGGGCAGGAGGGGAAGGACUGAGCAAGGAGGCCCCUCUCCUACCCUACACCUCCCCCGGCUCCAGCCUCUCCUGGGGUGAGACGCAACAUGGGGCUGGGACACUCGUAUUUAUGGACGGGAGGCUGGGGGCGCCUUCCCCACAGCUUGUACCCGACGGAGCCCUCAGCUGUCUGGCCGUACCUUAGAAAUUAUUUAUUCAACAGAAGCCCUGGGCACUUGAGGAGGUGUGGCCUCGGUCACCUUGAAAAGCCCCCAAGGGCUCGCAGCCCUGGAAAAUAUUUUCGACUAGCUGCUUCAGCUGGAUGUACAAAGGAAUAGGCGUUAUUUUAUUGCUGUAAUAUUGUAUGAUACUGUCACUGUACAUUCCACGUUGUCACUUAUUGUAAAGGUACUACGGUUUCAUUAACAAUAAACACUCGUUAACAAUGA
Messenger RNA from Phacochoerus africanus (Common warthog), 4917 nucleotides. It is a transcript of the gene ABTB2, whose product is annotated as ankyrin repeat and BTB domain containing 2. The transcript has 17 exons. Gene Ontology annotation, molecular function: protein heterodimerization activity. The coding region runs from base 438 to 3515 and encodes 1025 amino acids. The record is from RefSeq and is a predicted model, not a curated record. Lineage: Eukaryota; Metazoa; Chordata; Mammalia; Artiodactyla; Suidae.